GAACAGAACAUGACGGAAACAGAUGCCUUCCACGGGAGUGAAAUGAUGCAUCCGGAAGAAAAGUACAAAAUGAACCACAAGAGGCGAGGUCUUGCUUUGAUCUUCAACCACGAAACGUUCUGCCCGCUCCUGCAUCUGUCUAAACGCGAGGGCACCCGCAAAGACUGGGAGAAUCUCUGUCGCAGGCUUCUAGAACUAGGUUUUGAGGUGAAAUGCUAUAACAACCUCAGAGCAGAAGAAGUACUGCUCACAAUGUACGAAGCGUCAACCAUCAGCCAUGUCGACGCCGACUGCUUUCUCUGUGUUUUCCUGAGCCACGGCGAAGGCAAUCACAUUUACGCCUACGACGCUAAGGUGGAAAUUCCCAUGCUGACGGACUUCUUCAAAGGCGACAAGUGUCAGAGCCUGGUGGGCAAGCCCAAGAUCUUCAUCAUUCAGGCCUGUCGCGGUGACAAGUACGAUGUGCCGGUCCAGCCCAAGGAUGAGGUCGAUGCAACCCGCCUGCCCGACAGCAAUGAGACCCAGGUGGACGCAGCGUCUGUGCACACGCUGCCCGCCGGGGCCGACUUCCUCAUGUGCUACUCUGUGGCUGAAGGUUAUUUCUCACAUCGGAAUCCCGCGUAUGGCUCGUGGUACAUCCAGGAUUUGUGUGAGGUGCUGGCAAGGUAUGGCACGAACUGGGAGUUCACGGAGCUGCUCACACUGGUCAACAGGAUGGUGUCACGCCGAAAGAAUAACAGUGAUGACCCAAGAGCCAAAGGCAAGAAGCAGAUUCCCUGCUUUGCCUCCAUGCUCACCAAGAAGCUGUACUUCCUCCCCAAGUCCCAGUGA
Molecule: messenger RNA, 831 nt
Organism: Sorex fumeus (smoky shrew)
Lineage: Eukaryota; Metazoa; Chordata; Mammalia; Eulipotyphla; Soricidae
Product: caspase-6-like
Exons: 6
Coding region: 10-831 (273 amino acids)
Biological process (GO): proteolysis; apoptotic process
Cellular component (GO): cytoplasm
Source: RefSeq, a predicted model, not a curated record